AUGGCGAUUUAAGCGGUUCCGCUUCCGGGUGAUGCGGGCAGACCGGGCUUGAGGAAGAUGGCGGUAGCCGCAGGAGUGUCCGGGUGGGGUGGCCGAGGGCUGGCGUGCGCCUCCCUGCGCUGGGUGCUUGGCUUCUUCUUGCUGCUGGGAUCGGCGCCUCAGCCUGGCGCCGCUACCACCCAUUGGGUGGUCACCGAGGACGGCAAGAUUCAGCAGCAGGUCGACUCACCAAUGAACUUGAAACAUCCUCAUGAUUUAGUAAUACUAAUGAGACAGGAAACAACUGUUAAUUACCUCAAAGAGCUGGAGAAACAAUUAGUUGCUCAAAAAAUCCAUAUAGAGGAGAAUGAAGACAGAGACACAGGACUGGAACAAAGACAUAAUAAAGAAGAUCCAGAUUGCAUUAAAGCAAAGGUGCCCUUAGGGGACUUGGAUCUCUAUGAUGGCACGUACAUCACCUUGGAGAGCAAAGAUAUCAGUCCUGAAGACUAUGUAGACAUAAAGUCUCCUUUACCUCCAGAGCUAGAACAGCCAGAAUGUACAAAAAUUCUAGAUCUUCCAUAUAGCAUUCAUGCAUUUCAGCACCUACGGGGUAUUCAAGAAAGAAUUAACCUUUCUGCACCCUUGUUACCUAAAGAAGAUCCUAUAUUGACUUACUUAUCACGACGGUUAGGAAGAAGCAUAGAUGAGAUAGGCCAUCGCAUUUAUGAAGGUCUCAUGAAGAAUUCUUCUUCUUGGGUAUUAUAUAAUAUGGCUUCCUUCUAUUGGCGAAUAAAGAAUGAACCAUAUCAGGUGGUUGAAUGUGCCAUGCGGGCUCUCCAUUUUUCUACAAGGCACAAUAAAGACGUGGCUCUGAUAAACCUGGCAAAUGUGUUACACAGAGCACACUUCUCUGCUGAUGCAGCCAUCGUGGUCCAUGCAGCUCUGGAUUACAGUGACGUCUUCACCAGCUAUUAUACUUUAGGAAACAUAUAUGCAAUGCUUGGGGAAUACAACCACUCAGUACUAUGUUAUGAUCAUGCUUUACAGGCCAAACCGGGGUUUGAGCAAGCAAUUAAAAGGAAACACGCUGUCCUAUGUCAGCAAAAGCUUGAGCAGAAAUUGGAGGCUCAACACAGAUCACUUCAGCGCACAUUAAAUGAAUUGAAGGAGUAUCAAAAGCAGCAUGACCAUUACUUGAGGCAACAGGAGAUCUUAGAAAAGCACAAGCUGAUUCAGGAAGAGCAGAUCCUGAGGAACAUUAUCCAUGAGACACAGAUGGCGAAGGAGGCACAGCUAGGAAACCAUCAGAUUUGUCGCCUGGGCAACCAGCAACACAGUUUGCAUUGCCAGUGGGACCAACCUGUUCGCUAUCACCGCGGUGACAUGUUUGAAAAUGUUGAAUAUGUUGAGUUCAGUGGUGCUGAUUCAAUUUCCAGUAUGACAUCCAUGAAUUCUGAACUUCAUGCCAACCACAGUGACCUCAGCCACUCCUUGGAGUCUUCCCCUAUGAUCCAUUCAGUCUUCUCAUUAUGGGGCCUGGAGUCUGAUGCUUACAGGGAGAAGCAGAAUAUUAUGUGGCCUAAAAGAUCAGAUUGUGUAAAAUCCUAUCCGGCUAUCCCUUCCCCAGAAGAACUUCCAACCUAUUUCCUGCAACCAGAAAACAGGGGACAAAGAAUCCAUUCAGUACUUAACAGACCAGGGGAGGACCAUGCACAAACAGAAGUCUAUGAGCCAGAUUGUUCUUCCAUUACUGAUGUCCAUAAUAGUGACUCUACGUACAUGUUGAUCAAAGAACUAGACGGUUAUCUGGAUCUGAGAGUAAAGAUGCCGGAUGAGCAUGCGAAACAAAUAUUAUACACUCGUGUCAACAAUCAAUCAAUUACACAGCAGCAAAUUGGAUCAUUUAUCCAUCAUGCCAUUGUAAAGUCGAGAGAUCCCUUAUGGCUAGUGCUCAAUGAAGCUGGCCUUUACUGGCGUGCAUUUGGAAAUGGCACCUAUGCCUUCACUUGCUUGCGAAAAGCGUUUAACUUAACCCCACACGAAUUCCAGGAUAUCCCGUUAGUCAAUCUAGCCAACCUUCUAAUUCACUAUGGCCUUCACCUGGAUGCCAGUAAGCUGUUACGAAAAGCUCUAGCUGUCAAUGGCUCUGAGCCUCUGACUUUGUUGAGCUUAGGAAAUGCCUAUUUGGCUCUGAAGAAUGUCAGUGGGGCAUUACAGGCUUUCAGACAUGCCCUGGAUAUUGCUACAAAAUGCCUGGAGUGUGAGAGGAGCCUGAAGCUAAUCCGCUGUUUGCAGUUCUAUCCAUUUCUGUACAACAUCACCUCUUCUACCUGCAGUGGCCACUGUCAUGAGAAGAGCCAGGAUGACAGCCAUACCAAGCAGAAGUACUUUGACAUUCAGGAUUCUGAGAUCAUAUCGAUGGAAGAAAAUCUUGAGGCCUCUACUGGAGAUGAUUCAACAGAUCUCAUUCAUAGUUCUGCAAGGGAUUCGCCCACUUUGACUUUAGAAAGCACUGUUAUUGCCGAAAGCAAUGGCUCUGAAGAAAUAGAGAGCAUAGGAGAUGCUCAGAUGUCUGAAGAGAUGUUGGCGUUAGUAGAUGAGUUUGAAAACUCUUGGCCACUUGAAGCCUUUGAGGGGGCACUGGAAGUGAAAGGCCAUCGGAUGGACUUGCAAGGGAUCCGUGUCCUCAAGAAAGGUUCUCAAGACGGGCUUGCCAGUUCCUGUUUUGGAGAUUGCGGAGAUGAUGAUGACGACGACGAAACUGAAUGGAUCACAUUCCAAGUAAAACGUGUAAAGAAACCCAAAACAGAUAGCCUGGAUCCACAAGAGCCUGUUGGAAGAAACAGAGAGGAAGGAGCAGAUGGAGAAAACGAUAACCUUUACCAAAUGGCACUGGAGAUCAGUGGGCCAAAAAUACCUUCGCCUGGGCCACCAGGAAAAAGGAGGGACUAUCGCAGCUUGGGCUGGCCAAGUCCUGAUGAAUGCAUAAAACUCCGCAGAGUAGAGCUUACUACAGUAGCCAGCACAUGGCUAGCUGUUUCUGCUAAAAAUAUUGAUAUUACAGAACACAUAGAUUUCGCCACUCCUCUGCAAGAACCAGCCAUGGAGCCUCUCUGCAAUGCCAAUCUCCCUGCCAGCAUGCAUACCUUAGAUCACCUCCAGGGUGUUGCCAACCGCGCCAGUCUACAUUACAUGGGAGAAAGUCAACUGAAAGAGGUACUGCAGAAUCUUGGAAAAGACCAUUAUCCACCACAGUCUUUAGAACAAGUUGGUACUCGAAUAGCCAAAGUUCUAGAAAAGAAUCAGACCUCUUGGGUCCUCUCCAGCAUGGCAGCCCUCUACUGGAGGGUAAAAGGUCAAGGGAAGAAAGCAAUUGACUGCCUCCGGCAAGCCUUACAUCAUACGCCCUAUCACAUGAAGGAUGUGCCACUCAUUAGCCUAGCAAACAUCUUCCACAAUGCAAAACUUUGGAAUGAUGCCAUCAUUGUGGCUACAAUGGCAGUAGAAAUCGCCCCACACUUUGUCGUCAAUCAUUUCACGUUGGCUAAUGUCUACGUAGCAAUGGAGGAGUUUGAGAAGGCCAUGAGAUGGUAUGAAUCAACACUGAAACUCCAGCCCGAAUUUGCACCAGCAAAGAAUCGAAUCCGUGCCAUUCAGUGUCAUUUACUCAUGAAAAAAGAAAGACGUUCUCCUUAAGGAGCACAAUCUUCUUCCUCUGCCCCCCCCCCCUGUAUUUGUUUUUUAAGAUGACAAAAUCAUUGUUCAUUAUUAUGCUUGUAAUGAGGUGUGCUAAUAUAAUUUGGGAAACGAGGAUUUCUACUAAGAAUUGAGGGUUGAUUUUAUUAUUCAGAAACCAAAAUGUCUUUGGGGGAACUACAGUAAAAAUAUUUUACCACACUUUUGUAUAAUUAAAUAUUGAGCCCAGAUACCUUCCACAUCAAACACCAUUAGAUUUCCAUAAUACUCAAAUUGAUGCCAGCAUCGAAUAUAACCUGCUUCUUGUCUUAGCAUAUCUAUGAAAAUGCAAAGCACAUCAUUGCACCAGACACCAUAUGUAGGAAGGAGCCAUAAUUAGCUUUUCAUCCAUCAGAAAACUCAUGUUCUACCACCUCAACCAGUCGAUCUUGCGGCAUUACCAGCUCAGAAAUAGAUUGUGAGAUAAGAAUGCAGGUGGUUACAGACCAUUUUUAAUGUGUUUUAAGAACAUACAACCUUUUUAUCUACUGUUGUUUCAACGGGGGGAGGGGGGAGAAACAGUGAGAAGAGCAUCCAACUUAACAAUCAUUUGUAUUUUGGUUAUACAAGACAAAAAAUGGAAACAAGACAAAAUGUUAUUUCAGAGAUUUUAUAUCCAUAUAUAUAUUUGAAGCCCUCUGCAGCCCAUUGUCCGCCUUUACUAAUUAUUUGUUUUACCCAACUGAGUGCAAGUUGCAAAUGUUAAAGGCAGGUGUACAGUUGCUCGUUCUCUCGUGUGUCUCUGAAAGCAAGAGAAAUUUUAGCAAAUAAGACAAAUGAUCUGUUUCCAAAUCCACAUCCACCUUGGUCAGUAAAGGACCUGAAACACCAAAUUUCAUUGUCAAAUAAACAAGGGCACAUAACUUGGAAAAACAAUAAACAAUUAUGUUAAUGAACAGAAUAUUGGCCUCCGUCU
Elgaria multicarinata webbii is the source of this 4633-nucleotide messenger RNA. RefSeq names its product tetratricopeptide repeat domain 17 (gene TTC17). The record is from RefSeq and is a predicted model, not a curated record. Gene Ontology annotation, cellular component: cytoplasm; actin cytoskeleton. Gene Ontology annotation, biological process: actin filament polymerization; cilium organization. Gene Ontology annotation, molecular function: protein binding. Lineage: Eukaryota; Metazoa; Chordata; Lepidosauria; Squamata; Anguidae. The transcript is spliced from 25 exons.